Linnemannia hyalina is the source of this 1938-nucleotide messenger RNA. The record is from the annotation of a GenBank genome assembly. NCBI's taxonomy places the organism in Eukaryota, Fungi, Mortierellomycota, Mortierellomycetes, Mortierellales, Mortierellaceae.
AUGGAGGAGGAAGAGCAAGCAGGGGAGCAUUUGCAAGAGGAGGAAGGACAGGACGAUACUCAAAAGGGAGCACUGGCUUCUAUCCUGGAAAGCGUCUACUCCUUUGCCGCCAAUAAAGUCGGCGCCAAACCAGUAGUAGUAAAAAAAAAACCUCCAAAAGCAGGAAACAAAGGCGACGACGACGACGACGACGGCGACGACGGCGCACAACUCCGUUUUCAAUACGAAGGAACGAGCCGCCACCUCGGCCAAUGGGACCUCGUCGGCGUAUCUGGUGUCAGCGCCAUGCAUGCAACGUUGAUCCCCAACACCAACAAGAUUGUACUCUUGGAAAAAGUCGAGAAGAACACCCAUGCGUUCUUGACGGAGAAUGCGGAACAGUUUUCGUUUUCGGUCGAGUAUGAUAUUGACGAGUCGACGUUUAGACCGCUGCAUACAAAGACGAACCAAUUCUGUUCUGCGGGUGGAUACCGUCCCGAUGGUACGAUCAUCUCACUAGGCGGUGCAGAAGCACAGGCAAACAUAGCCGAAGGCUGGAACUCUCUCCGUUUCCUCUCCUCCUGCAACGCAACCCACUCCCGCUGCGACUGGGACACUCGCAACGACAUCACCCUCAAAGCCGGACGUUGGUACCCCACCGUCGAGGCCCUCGCCGAUGGACGACUCUUUAUUAUGGGUGGUUCUACCAAGGGUGCUUCAGUGAAUGAUAAAGAGAUUGGGGUCCCUUCCUGGGAGUUGUAUCCGCCUUUGGAAAGUAAUCCCACUCAUUUUGCGUUCUUGGAAGAAACCCUGCCUUAUAACUUGUAUCCAAUGGCGCAUCUGCUCCCGGACGGUAACCUGUUCAUCUUUGCAAACACCCGGGGAAUCAUCUUCUCCACAAAAACCUGGUCCAUCCUCAAAAACCUCCCCGAACUCCCCGGCCCACCACGCAACUACCCCCUCUCCGGUGGCUCUGUCCUCCUCCCCCUCCGCCCCGAAUCCAACUACGAACCAGAAGUUCUCAUCUGUGGAGGCGCCACCGAAUUCUCCUCCCAGGCGAAAGGACAAGACCAAUGCGGACGGAUUAAACCUCUGGCCAAGGAUGCGGAUUGGGUCAUGGAGGAUAUGCCGAUGGGACGGAUGAUGCCUGAUUUGACGCUCCUCCCAGACGGGUCGGUGAUGAUGUUUAAUGGUGCCAAUCGCGGCACCGCAGGAUACGGACGCGCCAAGGAUCCUGUAUUGAGACCCAUCCGGUACCAACCCUGGGACACCUCCGAAACCAUCCAGGCAAACUCACGCUUCACGAUCCAGAACCCCUCCUACAUCCCCCGCCUCUACCACUCGAUCGCCAUGCCAGUCCUCGACGGCCGCGUCAUGGUCGCCGGGUCGAACCCCAACGCAAACACUCUCGAAUGGUCCGAGUUCCCAGUCGAAUACCGCGUCGAGAUGUUCUCCCCCGGAUACAUGUUCACCGACACCCCUCGCCCACUCCUCGCAGCAGGACGCACCAUCGGUCGUACCAUCAAACGUCCCGAAGCGCUCUCCAUCCAAACCCUUCAAGAAACCAACGCAAACCCAGAACGCGGUCAGGGCGAUGGUCCCGCGACCGAGAACAUAAUCUCGUUCAACACCGUCUUUGAGAUCGAGGUCCAAUUUUACAGCGGGCUCGUUACCUCCGAGGCCCAGGUCCUUACACCCAAAGAAGGCAAUGCUGGUGGAAAACCGUCGAGGGUGCAGGUGAACCUGUUGAAUGGCGGGUUUGUGACACACUCGACACAUAUGAGCCAGCGGUUGGUGGGGUUGGAGGUUGUUGGGUAUGUGGUGAAUAGGGAGGGUGGGUUGGAUAAGUUGAAGGUCAAGGGACCCAGGGAUGGGGCGUUGACGCCUCCUGGAUGGUACCAGAUGACUGUUGUUGAGAACGGUAUUCCUUCCGAAGGCACCUGGGUUCGUGUCCAAUAA